This is a messenger RNA of Mesorhabditis belari, 738 nucleotides long. The record is from the annotation of a GenBank genome assembly. Lineage: Eukaryota; Metazoa; Nematoda; Chromadorea; Rhabditida; Rhabditidae.
AUGGAUAAUCACGCAUUUACUGUUCAGCCUGGAUCUCUAGUGCCGCCACCGGUUCCGGGAAGUGCCACUCAAUGGAUGGCCCCAUUGCCACCGAUUCCGAAUUGUCCACCCGGGCUCGAGUAUUUGACACUAAUCGAUCGGAUCGUUGUUGAAGAGAAAAAAGACUUGCUCGACGUGGUGAUUGGCGCUGGAUUACAGAAAUACGUGGUUUACUAUGCGUACCACGAGCGGCCCGAUUGCGAGAAAAUGUGCUCAGGCGAUUUUCCGGGCUUGUCCACGUUUAUGAUCGACAAUUUUCAAAGGCAAGUGAUGCGACUCUUCCGACCCACCGAAUGCAAGCUCACCUGCACGGCGCAAAUUGAGACGUUUAUCGAGGCCCCAAUUGGGACAAGGAUCGGCUCCGUUCGACACAAAUCCGGCUUUUGCAAUAGGGAUUUCUGGGUGACUGAUGCUGAAGGGAAAUCGGUGCUACAAAUCCUCGGCCCAACUGAUAAUUGGAAAUGCUGUGCUGAGUACAAUGAUCGAGUUUUUAAGAUCACAACACUUGAGGGUGCGGAAAUUGGUGAGAUUCGCAAAAAGUAUAUGGGCUAUAUGAUGGAAACAUACACUGAUAUCGAUAAUUUCACUGUGAAUUUUCCUAUGGACUUGAAUGUGCACACGAAAGCGACGCUCAUUGGCGCCACUUUUAUUAUCGACAUGUUUUACUAUUCAAACAAUCAAGCAGGAAACCGUCGAAAU